Messenger RNA from Alternaria arborescens, 933 nucleotides. RefSeq lists its product as hypothetical. NCBI's taxonomy places the organism in Eukaryota, Fungi, Ascomycota, Dothideomycetes, Pleosporales, Pleosporaceae. The coding region runs from base 1 to 933 and encodes 310 amino acids. The record is from RefSeq and is a predicted model, not a curated record. Gene Ontology annotation, molecular function: hydrolase activity, acting on carbon-nitrogen (but not peptide) bonds. The transcript is spliced from 2 exons. Gene Ontology annotation, biological process: carbohydrate metabolic process.
AUGUUAAGGCUGAACACGAAGACUGGUGCUCCCGCGAAUCCCACUGACAUAUCGCGGGGUGUGUUUGGCGCGACAGUAGGCAUUGAUCGUCUCCUGAAGCUCUUCGACAAGUACAAUGUCAAGGCGAUAUGGUUUACACCAGCGCAUACUGCAGAUUCGUUUCCAAAACAAAUACGCAAGAUCGUUGAGAAAGGACAUGAGAUAGGGCUGCAUGGGUACACACACGAGUCCGUCUCUUUGUUAAGUGAAGAACAGCAGCGAGACGUUCUAGAAAAGAGCAUUCAAGUCUUGGAAAACAUCGUAGGCAAGAAGCCGCGCGGUUGGACUGCACCGGCUUGGAGUACGAGUAGAGAAACCAUUAAGCUGCUCGAAGACUUCGGGAUCAUACGGAAACCUGCACGUAAUUUCUGGUACAGGCGAAGGACUGACAAAAUGCUGCAGGAGUACGAUCAUUCUUUCAUGCACCACGACUCUCAGCCGUACUAUGUUCCUUCGUCACAUCACGUCACAUAUACAGAGACCGAUCUACCAAAGCCAGCUUCUCACUGGAUGACACCCAUGUCAACGUUGAAGCCGUCUGCAGUGGUUGAGAUACCUGCAAACUGGCACCUGGACGACUGGCCGCCCUUCCAAUUAUCACUCAUGCAGCCAAGUACUCAUGGCUUCGUCGAUACCGCGGUCAUCGAACGUCUAUGGAAGGAACAAUUCGAAUUCCUGUAUCGCGAAUGCCCCGACGACAGAAGCUUCAUUUUCCCUAUUAGUAUUCACCCGCAGGUUAGCGGCAAGCCACAAGUCAUCCUACUGCACGAGAAGCUCAUCGAGUGGAUCAAUGGCCAUCAAGGAGUAGAGUGGGUUACUUUUGGGGUUACUGUCGACGAGUUCAAAAGCGGUAAGUUGAGCGGCGCGACUGUAGAGGGUGGGGCGGACGUGUAA